Molecule: messenger RNA, 1197 nt
Organism: Drepanopeziza brunnea f. sp. 'multigermtubi' MB_m1
Lineage: Eukaryota; Fungi; Ascomycota; Leotiomycetes; Helotiales; Drepanopezizaceae
Source: RefSeq, a predicted model, not a curated record
AUGUCUUUGACGAUUAAGCAUCUCAACUCGGAUGCGUCGUUCCUCCUUACCUUCCAGCCGAUUCCCUGCUGUCCGCCCUGCCCAGAUCAGCAAGCGAAUUCCUUCAAGAUCCUUCUCGACCCGUGGUUGUCGGGUCCGUCGAAGGUAUUAAAUUCCAGGUUUUCCAUCGUAAGGCACAAAUUCGAUGCGUGUGUUCGGUCCCUGAACGAGCUCGACGAGGUCGAUCUAGUUGUUAUAUCUCAAUCCAAGAGCGACCACUGCCACAAGGAAACUCUCACGCAAUUACCACGUACCGGAGGGAAGACUCUCAUCCUCGCUGAGCCAGCUGCCGCAAAGCUCAUUCGAGGCUGGAAUUACUUUGCUCCCGAGAAGGUCAUCACUCUUCCCAAGUUCGAAGAAUCCAGACCGUGCAAGCGUUCAGCAAUCUAUCGAAUCCCCAUUCCUUCGGCCUAUCGAGAUGGCAGGCCUGGCGAAGUCACCAUCGCCUCCCUCGCACAAAAAGCAGAUCUCACUCGGCUUCACAGCGCCAUUGGUAUUACUUACCUCCCUCCCGUUGACGAGCAAGUCCAUGAGAUGACUCCUCCAGCCGCGCCAAGCUCGAGUAUCUCCCAUACUACUGGAGAUCGAGCACUCUCACUCAUCCACGCUCCCCACGGCAUCAGCUACAAGACUCUUCGCCCCUACGCACGCUCGCAUCUCAUCCCUCAAGAGGCUUUCCCUCUCACGGCGCUCCUUCACUGCUUCCACCGGAUCCAAAACUCAUGGUACCUCGGUGGCAACAUCUGCAGCGGCCUCCCAGGGGGAAUUGAAGUGGCCCAGAAGCUGCGUGCUCAAGUCUGGAUCAGCGCACAUGAUGGGGAAAAGGAUGUCCGAGGCCUAGCAAAUCGCAAUCUCGUAGUCCAGAGAUUCGAGCGCGAGGAGGUCGAAAAAGAGGUCAGCCCUCGCGGCGACAAGUUCCCAAAUUCGAGUGGUACCGAAGCAGUUGUCCUGGGGGUUGGGGAGGAGAUGUACUUGGUCCAUCUGCCGGGGAACGAUGAUGAGUACAAACGAAGCUAUAUAGGAUGCACCCCGAUCCACGUGGGAAUUGGCGAAAACGUGGCUGCCGGUUUUAGAAAGAACGUGGCGAGGGCCCAACCUCAUAACUUGAAAUGCUACAACCCCCGCAACUCCCUCGUCCAGCAGCACUUGCUAUGCUGA